UCGCAGGCCUAAGCGGUCCGCCGCUCCGCACCUGUCCUGCCGCCGCCGGCGCGGGGGCGGGACCGGACAUUUCGACCGUGCGCCACACAACUAACUCAACGGCGCCGCCGCGCCGGCCAUCUCGUCGCCCCCGCGGGAGAAGCGUGGAGCGUUCCUCUCGAGCCCGUCGUGGGCUCUCGAGAACCUCCGCCCGCCCGCUCGGCGGGGAUGGUGAAGAUAGUGACGUACAACGUGAACGGGCUGCGGCCGCGGGUGGCGCAGCACGGCUCGCUCCGCCGCCUCCUCGACUCGCUCGACGCCGACAUCAUCUGCUUCCAGGAGACCAAAUUGUCUAGGCAGGACUUGUCUGGGGAUGUCAUAAUGGCCGAGGGAUACGAGGCUUUUAUUUCGUGCAAUCGUUCUUCGAGAGGGCGUGGACCAUACUCUGGUGUUGCAACGUUUUGCCGGGUGACAUCAGCAUUUGCCAGUCAGGAGGUUGCUUUGCCGGUAGCAGCUGAAGAAGGCUUUGCUGGAUUACAGGGCUCUGCAAAGGACAAUGAAGUUAUUGGGGAUUUUGUUCUUGAUAUGCCUAUGGAUGAGGAAGAUCUUGGCGAAAUAACAAGAGAGGAGCUGCUCAGGGUGGACAAUGAGGGGCGAUGUAUCAUCACUGACCAUGGACAUUUUGUUCUUUUCAAUAUAUAUGGCCCAUCUAUUGGAGAAGAUGAUGAAGAACGGAUUCGUUUUAAGCUACUGUUUUACAAGAUAUUGCAGAAACGAUGGGAAUUUCUAUUGGCUCUUGGAAAGAGAGUCUUCGUUGUUGGAGAUUUGAAUAUUGCUCCUAGUUCGAUAGAUAGGUGUGACGCAUCUCCUGGAUUUGAGAAGCAAAUGUUUCGGGAGUGGCUGAGAUCCAUGUUAAGAGAACAUGGGGGUCCCUUUUUUGACGCUUUCAGAUCAAAGCACCCUGAAAGGACGGGAGCUUAUACUUGCUUUAAUCAAAAAGUUGGAGCUGAAGAAUACAAUUACGGUUCUAGAAUAGACCACAUUCUCAUUUCUGGUGCCUGUUUUCAUGACUGCAAUUCGGUGGAAGAUCAUAGCAUUUUCCAUUGCCAUGUUGCUGAUUGUGAGAUAAUGAAUCAUUUCAGAAGAGGGGAUUCAGGAAAUAUCUCAAAGUGGAAAGGAGGGAGAAGUAGUAAGCUAGAAGGGUCUGAUCAUAUUCCAGUUUAUAUGAUACUGAACGGAAUACCUGAACUUCCUGCCCAUAAUACCCCACCAUCAGCUGCAAGAUAUCUCCCAGAAAUCCGUGGGCGGCAACAGAGUAUAGUAUCAUUCCUCAGUAAAGGAAAAUUGUGCGAAGCUGAAGAUGGCCCAGGUUUAAACAUAUCCAGGGAUAGAGCAAAUGAAAGCUGCUGCAGUGAUGACCUGGAAAGGAGAAGCAUUUCCAAGGAAGAAUUAGCAACUGGUAUAACCGAGUUUUCUAAAGGUGUUAACCAACCUAGUCCGACGUCUAAACGGAGGAAUCUUGAUCAUUGGAUAAAUGAAGGUUCAAGUGGCAGCUCCCAAAAUAGCAAUGUAACAUUACUGGCAGCACAAGGUAUGAAAACUUCCUUUUCUGGUAUCAAGUCUAUGUCUAACAAGAAGAACAAGCAUAACUUAUCCUCACAGCCAACAAUCAAGUCAUUUUUUCGAAGACCAGAAACAAAGCCAGGGGAUGCCAAUAUCAAUAGCUUAGCUAGUUCAGUAGGUACAGUACCUAGUUCAGUAGAUACAAUACCUAAAAUGGAUGAAUUAUGUUCUCCAAAAGAUGAUAGUCUGCAAGAAAACAUCCAGUGUACAGCUUCAGCUGAAGAUCCGGAUAACUUAGACAUAUCAUCUUCACUUUCAACUGAUAAAUGCAAUAUUGCAACAUUGGAGUGGCAAAGAAUACAACAGAGAAUGAAAAUGACCCUACCACUUUGCAAAGGACACCGUGAACCUUGCAUUCCAAGGUCUGUGAAGAAGGGCUCCAAUAUCGGCCGCUUAUUCUAUGUCUGUGCCCGUGCUCAGGGACCUUCAUCAAAUCCAGAAGCGAACUGCAAUCACUUUCAAUGGGCCUCUGUAAAAUCUAAAGGGAAGCGGCAAUGACUCUUUUGUUUGUCAGUGACUAUUUUCUGCACUUGAUUCCCCAGAAGCCCUGGACACUUGUCAGCUUGUGCUCCGCGUGAGUCUGAUGUAUCGCCUGCUCCCAUGUUGGGAGCAAGAUGGUCCUUAUUCAGUGCAAAUUCUUUUACUAACAGAGGUACAUAGUUUGUCCUUGUAGAGUUCUAAUUAGAUGGUUUUUGUACCCGGUACCCUCCUUUUCCUUCUUGAAGAGAAGUAGCCUCCUCCUUUGUUGUAACUUCCAAGUCAAACAAACAAAAUGCGACUCUCUGUUGUUGGGUGGCUAAUGAAAUGCCACUUGGAGCCCUCGUGUGGUUCUGUUUGUUGAA
Molecule: messenger RNA, 2444 nt
Organism: Aegilops tauschii subsp. strangulata
Lineage: Eukaryota; Viridiplantae; Streptophyta; Magnoliopsida; Poales; Poaceae
Product: DNA-(apurinic or apyrimidinic site) endonuclease 2
Biological process (GO): base-excision repair
Cellular component (GO): nucleus
Molecular function (GO): DNA-(apurinic or apyrimidinic site) endonuclease activity; endonuclease activity; zinc ion binding
Source: RefSeq, a predicted model, not a curated record